CAGUCUCAUGGUAUCAAUCAUGACAGUCUGUGAUGAAACAAAUGACUUCUGACCUGAUACAAUUACCUGUUCACCUGUCACAAUUAUCUCUUGUUCAGCCCCAGAUUUGGCUUCCCUGCCACGUUGGCACCUGUUCGCAACUCUUCGGUUUUCAUCAAAGAGAAUCCAAAGACUAACAAAAAAACGACAAUGUCUCUUCAGGAAUUCCUUCCUCAAAUCAAGGUCCCAGAAGAGUAUCUGGAGUUUGGAAAGGAGAUCACCCUGUCCCGUACAGAAGUGGUCCCGGUGUCAGCGGAUUUCUACUGGUCAGGAUUUGAUGACUUCUUCUUCUUGGAAAGCUUCAUGGGCCUGCAUAAGAACAUGGAGGUCAUCAAAGGAGACGGAGGGGUUGGGUCUGUGGUCGAGGUCGACCUGAUGGACGAAAGGGUCCAAAAGGAGAUUGUUAAGAAGGAUGACGCCACUAAGACUUGGGUCGUCGCUUUCUUGGGCAGCAGCUCUCUCUUCACUUCUUAUUCAGCUACUAUCAAGGUGGAUGAGGAUACAAGCGAGACUGCAAAAGUUACGUUGACCCUGAGGGGAGUCAUCGCCCUAAAGGACGACAACAGGAGGCGAGCUCACAUUGCCUACCUGAUGUACAUGAUGCGCAACCGCAUCAACAAGGUUAUGGCUGUUAUUGCAGAUAAGAAGGACGAUGAGGUGCGGAUCGAGCUUGAUGUGGACUGCUCCUUCAAGAAGCUGUGGGGCGCAGUGGGCGCAUGGGGGGACAUCUCCUGGUUUAUGGACGCGACAGGCGUUGAGGUCUUACCUGAUUACCAAAACAACGACCUGCGAAUGAAGAUCACCUACGGGACGGAUGUCUCUGAGUAUCGUCUGGUGGAGACGAUCGACGACGACGACGACGACCCGGCUAUUCUGCAGUAUGAGACUGUCAUCCCGGGCGUUCUGUAUUAUCGUGGCAAGGUCGAGCUGUUCAAGAUAGAUGGGAACAAGACCAAGCUCAAGUUCACCUGCUACUUUCUUCCAAAACCUGGAUCAACCCCCCACGCGGACAUCAAGGCGCAGACGGAACAAUGGAUGAAGUGGAUCCAAUCAACGUUUGCUGAGAACUGAAGCACUUCACCUUCAAGCUGCCAGAGGGCGUUGCUGUACCUUCACAGUUGGCUGCUUUGGACUAACCUUGAGACAUUACAGAUAUUACUUAUAUAUAUGAAAUGGUAAAGAAAAAUCCAGGCAACGUUAUGUAUUUCGGUUCAGUUAUACGGUUUGAUGGCAUUGACAUCUGUCUUUAUUUCUUCAUUGGUUAAGUUCCGUUUAAUUUUAAUGAUAUCUAUAUACUAGGGCAGCAAACCUGUUUUAACGUCAUCAAAUGACAUUACCAAGCCCAUACAAAGAAAAAUAACCUCCUUUCGCUCUGAAAUUCUUAAGCAUCUUCUUUUCCAAAUCUAAAGAUCUAACAAAAUAAUUGUAAACAGGCGUAUCAUGUACAAGUAUUGCAUUGUAUUGCUUCUGAAUGGACGGUUUGUAUCCAUUUUGUGCUUAGCUUGCAGUCUUGCAAAAUAACCGAUUUCUACAAUUUUGUACGGUGGUAAUAAAAUGCAGUGGGAAAAUCUGUGUGAA
Messenger RNA from Branchiostoma floridae (Florida lancelet), 1617 nucleotides. RefSeq lists its product as uncharacterized. The record is from RefSeq and is a predicted model, not a curated record. Lineage: Eukaryota; Metazoa; Chordata; Leptocardii; Amphioxiformes; Branchiostomatidae. Bases 190 to 1110 code for a protein of 306 amino acids. The transcript has 9 exons.